AUGUUUGCAGCAUCAAACUCCAAAAUGACGGGUGUCUGUGUGAUGAUGAUGAUGAUGAUGAUGAUGAUGGCGCUGGCAGUACCCAUGCCCAAAGAAGCCAGCCACUCCAAACACACCAAGACCCACAGGAAGUCUCCUGAUGAGGCGGCGGUGGAGACGGUCCCCCUGCAGCUGGACCCCAACGCUCUGGUUCCCUCCAGAAAUAUCCGGCCGUUGCAGAAUGCCUCCAUCUCCCCGUGGACCUACAACAUGUCCCGGGACGACACCCUGUUCCCUCCUGUGCUGUCCGAGGCUCGCUGUUUGCUGCACGGCUGCCUGGACUCAGAGGGCCGCGAGGACCUGAACCUGGAGUCCAGACCCAUCAUGCACCAGGUGCUGCUGCUACGCCGGGUCAAGUCAACGGGGGCGGGGUCAGGCGCAGGGCACAGCUACCAUUACCGGCUGGAGUCCCGCCUCAUUGCCGUGGGCUGCACCUGCGUUCGACCCACCGUCCGGCACCAAAACUGA
Messenger RNA from Centropristis striata (black sea bass), 507 nucleotides. It is a transcript of the gene il17a/f1, whose product is annotated as interleukin 17a/f1. The transcript has 3 exons. NCBI's taxonomy places the organism in Eukaryota, Metazoa, Chordata, Actinopteri, Perciformes, Serranidae. Gene Ontology annotation, molecular function: cytokine activity. Gene Ontology annotation, cellular component: extracellular region. The coding region runs from base 1 to 507 and encodes 168 amino acids. The record is from RefSeq and is a predicted model, not a curated record. Gene Ontology annotation, biological process: inflammatory response.